CACAGAGACAGAGUAGCCCAUAGGCCAAACCACUCUACCAAGGACAGCCCAAGAGCUGGUCUAGCCUGGCAGCCUUUUCCCUCGGGUAGUAGAGGCUGCCCCUUUGAUAGGGAGUUUGUGGUCAGAGAGUGGGCCCUUGGGGGUUUUGGACUGUCACAGGGACUCCAGAAAGCCACGCAGAGCCUUGGGCCAUGAAGGACUACUCAGAUGUCAUCCUCUGCGUGGAGGCAACAGAAUCAAGCAAGACCGAGUUCUGCAAUCCUGCCUUUGAGCCUGAGUCUGGGCCACCCUGCCUUCCCCCAGUCUUCCCAGAGGAUGCCAGCUACAGCGUCCCAGCUCCCUGGCACGGUCGGCGUCCUCGAGGGCUACGGCCAGACUGCCGCUUCUCCUGGCUCUGUGUCCUCCUGCUCUCCAGCCUGCUGCUCCUGCUGCUCGGGCUGCUGGUGGCCAUCAUCCUGGCCCAGCUGCAGGCUGCACCCCCAUCUGGGGCCUCCCAUAGCCCACUGCCUGCCGGAGGCCUUACCACGACCACCACCACCCCCACCAUCACCACCUCUCAGGCAGCUGGGACCCCUAAAGGGCAACAGGAGUCAAGCGUGAGCCCCUCCCCACAGUCCACCUGUGGAGGCCUCCUCUCUGGCCCAAGGGGCUUCUUCAGCAGCCCUAACUACCCAGACCCUUACCCCCCCAAUGCCCACUGCGUGUGGCACAUCCAGGUGGCCACAGACCAUGCAAUACAGCUCAAGAUCGAAGCCCUCAGCAUAGAGAGUGUGGCCUCUUGCCUUUUUGAUCGCUUGGAAAUCUCCCCUGAGCCUGAAGGCCCCCUCCUCAGGGUUUGUGGAAGGGUGCCUCCCCCCACGCUCAACACCAAUGCCAGCCACCUCCUGGUGGUCUUCAUCUCAGACAGCAGUGUGGAAGGAUUUGGUUUCCAUGCCUGGUACCAGGCUGUGGCCCCUGGGCAUGGGAGCUGUGCCCAUGAUGAGUUCCGCUGUGACCAGCUCAUCUGUCUGCUACCUGACUCAGUGUGUGAUGGUUUUGCCAACUGUGCUGACGGCAGUGAUGAGACCAAUUGCAGUGCCAAGUUCUUGGGGUGUGGGGGGAAUCUGACUGGGCUCCAGGGCACUUUCUCUACUCCCAACUACCUGCAGCAGUACCCUCACCAACAGCUCUGCACCUGGCAUAUCUCGGUGCCUGCCGGACACAGCAUAGAACUACAGUUCCACAACUUCAGCCUGGAGGCUCAGGACGAGUGCAAGUUUGACUACGUGGAGGUGUAUGAGGCCAGCAGCUCAGGCGCCUUCAGCCUCCUGGGCAGGUUCUGUGGAGCAGAGCCACCCCCCAACCUCGUCUCCUCGCACCAUGAGCUGGCUGUGCUCUUUAGGACAGAUCAUGGCAUCAGCAGUGGAGGUUUCUCAGCCACCUACCUGGCCUUCAAUGCCACGGAGAAUCCCUGUGGGCCCAGUGAGCUCUCCUGCCAGGCAGGAGGGUGUAAGGGUGUGCAGUGGAUGUGUGACAUGUGGAGAGACUGCACCGAUGGCAGCGAUGACAACUGCAGCGGCCCCUUGUUCCCACCCCCAGAGCUGGCCUGUGAGCCUGUCCAGGUGGAGAUGUGCCUCGGUCUGAGCUACAACACCACGGCCUUCCCUAACAUCUGGGUGGGCAUGACCACCCAGGAGGAGGUGGUAGAGGUCCUCAGCGGUUACAAGAGCCUGACAAGCCUGCCCUGCUACCAGAAUUUCCGGAGGCUCCUGUGUGGGCUGCUUGUGCCCCAUUGCACCCCACUAGGCAGUGUUCUGCCCCCUUGCCGCUCUGUCUGCCAGGAAGCAGAGCACCAGUGCCAGUCUGGCCUGGCACUACUGGGCACCCCCUGGCCCUUCAACUGCAACAGGCUGCCAGAGGCAGCUGGCCUGGAAGCUUGUGCUCAGCCCUGACCCUGAAGCCG
Molecule: messenger RNA, 1942 nt
Organism: Symphalangus syndactylus (siamang)
Lineage: Eukaryota; Metazoa; Chordata; Mammalia; Primates; Hylobatidae
Gene: MFRP
Product: membrane frizzled-related protein
Molecular function (GO): protein binding
Source: RefSeq, a predicted model, not a curated record